CAGUGCUUUUCCCGCUGCCAAAGUCGAAACCAACCGAAACGAGAGUGACGACCAUUGGGUGUAGGGAGUGUUAACGGUGGAGGGGCUGAAUGAUGGUGGUAGCACUGUCCAAGAGGGGUGGCGAGAGAAAGAGGGAGACAUCUCUGGAUCGGUGGCACUCAUCCGAAUCCAUUCAUUAGGAACAUUCAUCAGACAAAGCCGAUCGUUUAAAUAGUAUACAUCGACCACUAUCAUGCAAUCUUCGGAUAUCUGCAUGUUCUACUUACGAGGCGCUUGCCGGUUCGGCAGUCGGUGUUGGAACUCCCACGACUUGACAUACCGAUCGCCGAAGGCUCAAGCACUUGCAGCAGCUGCAACGGCAGCUUAUUACGAACAAGGUUGUUCAGUAAUGACUCCGAGUACCAGUACUAGUACUAGUAUCAGUACCAGUACCAAUACCAAUACCAACACCAGUUCCAAUACCACUAUCAGUACUAAUACAAAUACCAGUACAAGCGCAAGUACCAGUACAAAAGGCAUAUCUACACAAGUACAACCACAAGGACUUCAACUUCUUCUUGAAGCAUCAAUGAAACCAGUAUUAAAACAGUCUGACGAAUCUGGAAUAGAAAUAGAAAAAGUGGCGACCGAACUUUCUGUGGCAAUGAAAACAGGAAAUGGCAAAAGCGUAAAAGAGACUGCAAGUAAAUUACAUGCACUUCAUCAAAAAAAGCAGAAAGAAAGUACUGAAAAUGAUAAUUCUGCAUGGAGUGAUAUUAUACAGUGUGCUAUUGACAAUGAUUUACAGUGCAAUGUCUGUUUUGAGAUCUUUAUUAAGCCAACAGUCCUUAACUGUUCACACACGUUUUGUGAAUCAUGCAUUCAUGUUUGGACUAAGCGUGUCAAAAAAUGUCCAAUUUGUCGUGUUCAUAUUAGAUCAAAAUCAUAUUGUUUGACUUUGGAUAGCUUCAUAGAGAAAAUUGUUGAACAAUUGCCUAAGGAAAUUAAACAUAAGCGUGGGGUAGCAAUAAAAGACCGCAACAAGAUGAAAAUUGAUAAACCACGACCGAACAAUAGAUUAAACGGCAUAGAUCUUGCCGCUUUAUUGAGUUUGGAAGAGCUGAUCGAGGCUGACUCACCACUACAAUUCCUCUCAAUGGACCAAGAUGAUGAUAUCGAUGAAGAUAUGAUUGUCGAGGAAUCAGAAAUGUUCAGAAUGAAUUUACACGAUACAGUUGUAAGCACUGGAGGUGUAAACCCUCUGAUGAGUUAUAUUGUUGCUGACGAGGAGCAAACCUCAAAUAGAUCUAUAGCUCGGCAACGUAACUCUUCCGCUCGUCACUAAAUUAAGUCAUUUCAUACUUACAUAAUUGUUUUAUUUUAUGAUUAGGUAUUAUUUAAUCAGUGAACAUUAUCACUCAGAUUUUUAAAUUAGUUAUAAUUUUUCUUAGUUUUAUUAAAACAUUUACGAUUAUGAUGUUUUUAUAGUUAGUAUGUACCUACUCUUUUAUGUCUAUAAAUUAUUUUAAUUCCUACCCAGUGGCAUAUACAUAUGUUUUGUAAGGGCCAAGAGAGGAUCCGAGUUAAAA
Messenger RNA from Myzus persicae (green peach aphid), 1568 nucleotides. Its product is annotated as E3 ubiquitin-protein ligase rnf8-B-like. Lineage: Eukaryota; Metazoa; Arthropoda; Insecta; Hemiptera; Aphididae. The transcript has 6 exons. Gene Ontology annotation, molecular function: metal ion binding. The record is from RefSeq and is a predicted model, not a curated record. The coding region runs from base 233 to 1324 and encodes 363 amino acids.